CCCUGAAGAUUUAAACAUUCUCCAUAGUAACCCACAUUGCAUUUGAGAACUUUUACAGCAACACCUCCAAUGGCGGGUAAUGAGAACAGACAAGAAUAUAGCAAUAUAACAACAAUUGAUUUUGCACACCAAAUUAAUAAGGAAGAUGUGCAAAGUAGCAGCUGUGAUGGUGACAAUAUGGGUAUCAGCAGCAACGAUGGUAUCAAAAGUACCCUGAGCAAAACACAGCCAAGGCCUCACCACAGAAAAUCUGCACAUUGGCAAGCGAUAAAUGCUGUAUUGAAAAAAGAUAAAUGCCUGUCUCAGAGGCACUUUAAUAUCAUAAAACGAAUAGGAAGUGGGUGUGCAGGUUUUAUAUUUUUAACCCAGCUGGAGGAAUCAGAUCUGUAUUUUGUUCUGAAGGUGAUGAACAGAGCGCAUCUGGAGAGCAUCAAUAAGUCCACAAGUAUUGAGAAUGAAAUUGAUGUACUCCAAUUGUUGGAUCAUCCGUUUCUUCCCACAUUAUACUAUUCCUUUGAGAUGGAUAUGUAUACUGUUCUUGUAAUGGACUACUGCCCAGGAGGAGACUUGUAUGAGGUUCGAAAUCAACAGCCUGGAGGAUUCUUCUCUGAAAAAGACACAAGGUUUUAUGCUGCAGAGGUACUGAUAGCAUUGGAAUACCUCCAUAUGCUUGGAAUUAUGUACAGAGACCUCAAACCAGAAAAUAUUCUGAUAAAAGAAGAUGGACAUAUCAUGCUCAUAGAUUUUGAUCUAGCUAUACAAGGCCAUUUCAAUCCAACUUUGGCAAGAUUUCAUUCCCUGCCCUUGCAAUGCCCUUCCAUUGAAGACAUCUCUAGAGUUUUUACAUGCUUUAACCCAGGAAACAUGUGUGGUAUCAAGAAAAAGAUGAAAUCAAGUGGCCAUAGGAAAAAGAAAAAGCUACUUUCUUCAUUGCCUGAGCUACAGACAGAACCUACAGGUGUCCAUUCCAUGAAAGCUGUGGGUACAUAUGAAUACAUGGCUCCAGAGAUUGCAGAGGGAAAAGGCUAUGGAAGUGCUGUGGACUGGUGGGCUUUUGGGGUUCUUUUGUAUGAUAUGCUUUAUGGUAGAACACCUUUUGUGGGACAUGAUGACAUAAGUACAUCUGCAAAUAUCAGGGAUAAGUCUCUUGUUUUUCCAAAAGCUCAAAGGGUGAGCACUGCUGCAAAGGACUUGAUGAAGCAGUUAUUGGUGAAAGAUCCCGCAAAAAGGCUGGGAUGCAAAAAUGGAGCUUCUGAAAUUAAGAAACAUCCAUUCUUCAAUGGAAUAGAAUGGGCAUUGGUGCUUCAGUCACCCCCUCCAAUAGUUCCUGGACCCUAUAAAUGUGAGCAAGAUAGUGAAGAGGAUUCCCACAAUUAAUUUGGUAUAAUUUUUUUAUGUUUAAUGGUGAAGAGGAUUCCCACAAGUUGCGGCAGUCCUAGUUCCAUUCUCUGAUGAACUGAUUAAAUCAUCAGAGGCGUUCGAGGCCUCUGUGAACAGAAGGGUUUGACAUUCAUGGGGUGACAUCUGUUGGCUUAAUCUAUUGCAAAAUAUGGGCAUAAUUUGCUAUAGAAGAAAACAAAGAUUGCAAUCAAGAUAAUAGACAGGCUUUGCACAAAGAUUGCCACUAGGUUGGAUGAAUAAGGUAUAUAAGAUCUGGAGGUCUUAGCUAUGCUAUACAAAACAUCAAUUUGGACUAUAAAACUUGUGGUACAAAUCAGACACCGUUUUAGUAUGAAAUUUAUUAUUCUGUUGAAUUCUAACAGCACAUUGUUUUGUGUAUUAGAUGGAUGAAAUUAUUUUAGUCUAUGAGAUUGGUUACCCUCAAGCCAAAAUGCCAAUUGAGUAUAUGGUAACCAGGCAUAUCUU
Cryptomeria japonica (Japanese cedar) is the source of this 1866-nucleotide messenger RNA. RefSeq names its product serine/threonine-protein kinase D6PKL2. NCBI's taxonomy places the organism in Eukaryota, Viridiplantae, Streptophyta, Pinopsida, Cupressales, Cupressaceae. The transcript has 2 exons. The record is from RefSeq and is a predicted model, not a curated record. Gene Ontology annotation, cellular component: plasma membrane; nucleus; cytoplasm. Gene Ontology annotation, molecular function: protein serine/threonine kinase activity; ATP binding. Gene Ontology annotation, biological process: protein phosphorylation. Bases 70 to 1377 code for a protein of 435 amino acids.